Thermothelomyces thermophilus ATCC 42464 is the source of this 2115-nucleotide messenger RNA. RefSeq lists its product as uncharacterized. The coding region runs from base 305 to 1909 and encodes 534 amino acids. Lineage: Eukaryota; Fungi; Ascomycota; Sordariomycetes; Sordariales; Chaetomiaceae. The transcript has a single exon. Gene Ontology annotation, biological process: glycerophospholipid biosynthetic process. The record is from RefSeq and is a predicted model, not a curated record. Gene Ontology annotation, cellular component: mitochondrion.
CUUCACCGCUUCGCCAGACGAGUUUCACAAUCCCGACAUGGACCCUAUAGUUCCGAGGAUAUCCUGAGAGGUUCUCUCGCGCACAUCCGGGAUAUAAGAGCUUCCCUGCUCCCGCGGUUGGAAAUUGGGUCUCUGACAAAUAUAUCACUCAUACUGCCACCAUAUCAUAUCUCAUCCGAAGAGUAUUUCUUUCUUUUUCAUUUUGAGAUAUACCCUGUGUAUUUGCCUUUCGUUUCUCUGUUUUCUGUUAUUAGAAAAAAAAUUUCAUACAUAGACUCCAGUUAUCAUCAUCAUCAUCAUCAUGAUGUCGAAGCCGGGAUUGAAAGAAGUCGACUUUGACGCUUCUCCAAAGAGCCAGAUUCAGACUCCUCCUGACUCGCCGGAGAAGACCACACAUCCCAAGGACUUCCCACUCCGCUCCAAGAAGCCGGACGGGCUGAGCAUCGGGACCGGCCACGCCAGGAAAGAUAGCCGGGGCGAGAGGAGGAACACGAGCCUGGGACACAUCGAGCAUGGCCUCACCAUCCCGACAUCACCGAGCUCGCACAAUACGAUCGAGGUGCCAGCGCUGAGGUCGCCGGAUGCGGACACGACGCAGUUCAUGCAUCACCUGUCGUCGAACCCGUCGACCAAGGAGCGGAGAGUGUCGCGCAACUCGUUCGGCGCAGCCCUGCCCAUCCCCAAGUCGAAGCGGCAGUCGCGGCUCAGCAGCGUCACGUACCCGGCUGACGGCCAGGAGGCGGUCGGGGGCGGUAAUAAAGCGGCGGUGGCGCAACCGUUGCGCGAGAUCCUGACGUCGCAGGUGCAGGACGUGCUCUCGCACAAGGUGCAGAAGGCCAAGAACAUGGCCUUCGUCUUCGACAUCGACGGCGUGCUGGUGCACGGCGACCGGCCGAUCCCCGAGGGCCGGCGGGUGCUGGCCAUGCUCAACGGCGACAACCAGCUGGGCAUCAAGAUCCCGCACAUCUUCCUGACCAACGGGUCGGGCAAGCCGGAGCUGGCGCGGACGGAGCAGCUGUCCGAGAUCCUCGAGAACCCCGUCAGCACGGAGCAGUUCAUCCAGAGCCACACGCCGAUGCGGGCGCUGGCCGAGUACUACCACACCGUCCUCGUCGUCGGCGGCGAGGGCUACCGGUGCCGGGACGUGGCCGAGGAGUACGGCUUCAAGGAUGUUGUGGUGCCCAACGACAUCGUCGCGUGGGACCCGACCAUCGCGCCGUACCGCGUCUUCACCGACGAGGAGCGGGCGACGUCGCGGCCGCGCGACUUCUCCAAGACCAACAUCGACGCCAUCCUCGUCUUCUCGGACUCGCGCGACUACGCGACCGACAUGCAGAUCAUCGUCGACCUGCUGCGGUCCGAGAACGGGCGGCUCGGCACCGUCGCCGAGGACCCCGUCUCGCGGCGGAUCCCCAUCUACUUCUCCCAGGGCGACCUGCUCUGCCCGACCGAGCACCCGAUCCCGCGCAUGAGCCAGGGCGCCUUCCGGAUCGGCCUCGAGGCCAUGUACAAGGCCCUGACGGGCGUCGAGCUCGAGCGGGUCGUCUACGGCAAACCCGAGCCGGCGACGUACAAGUACGCCGACGAGGUGCUCGCGUCGUGGAUGGAGGCGCUGCACGGCGAGGAGCGCGUGCCCGACAACAUCUACAUGAUCGGCGACAACCCGGCCUCGGACAUUGUCGGCGGCAACAUGUACGGCUGGAACACCUGCCUCGUCCGCACCGGCGUCUUCCGGGGCGGCGACAACGACGAGGAGAACCCGGCCAACUUUGGCGUCUUUGCCGACGUCUGGGAGGCCGUCACGGCCGCCUGCCGCAAGGAGCUCGGCGACGACUUUGUCUUCCAGUGGGACGAGAGCGCCGUCAACCCGGUGCUGCGCGAUAGCGCCACGUCUGCCAUCGAGGUAUAAUAAUCUGGUUAGAUUUUUUUGGGGUAUUAUCUUUUUUUCACACUUUCUAUUCUUCGACAAUUAUCUUCUGGGACGAGUUGGUUUGAGAGUAUAAACUUUUUGCUAUGCUAUGCAUAGGUCGCUCGCAGAGAGGGGAAACAGAAAACAUGGACCCAAGAGCAAUAGAAACGUUAUAGAUGAAUACCGACGAAGCUCAUUAUAAUUAG